AUGAAUGCAGCACAGAAGAAUAGAUUAUGUGAUGGUACUGAUUUACAAGAACAAAUUCAACAAUCUCAUCUGCAACAAAAAAAAGAAAGAUCAACAUCAUUAAAACGGCAUAAUACAAAUCAUAGCCAAUUCGAAGAACAAACAUUAUCAGAUAGAAUCGAUGAUGAUGAUAAUAUGGAAUAUCAACAAGGUAUGCAUCACAGAGUUAAAAAGAAACUAAAAGACAAAGAAGAAAAAUAUACAACAAGAACAAUAUUUGAUUCCAAUUCAUUAACUGAAAAUAAUAACAAAAAUUCAAAUCGAACACAAACUAGUAGAUCAGGAAUAUUUCAACAACAUCAAUCUUUAUUAUUAGAUAAUACUACUACUAAUAAUAAAUAUAAUCAUAAUCAUAAUAAUUGCAAUAAUAACAUCAACAAAUUUAAUGAUGAUCAAACAAAAAUAUCUCAACAAGCUCUUAAAUUUGCAGCUGAAAACCAUUUACAACCUCUGAAAUUUGAAUGCGAACCAAAAAUUAAUGAAUAA
Molecule: messenger RNA, 525 nt
Organism: Rotaria sp. Silwood1
Lineage: Eukaryota; Metazoa; Rotifera; Eurotatoria; Philodinida; Philodinidae
Source: the annotation of a GenBank genome assembly